Molecule: messenger RNA, 1164 nt
Organism: Drosophila hydei
Lineage: Eukaryota; Metazoa; Arthropoda; Insecta; Diptera; Drosophilidae
Exons: 2
Coding region: 227-934 (235 amino acids)
Source: RefSeq, a predicted model, not a curated record
GAAGACAUACGAAUGACAACAAAAAUCUGAAAAAUAAAAUUAGCCACUGCUAAAAUAUAGAUACAUAUGUACAAACUACAUAUAAACAUAAGCAGUGCAUAUAUAAGAAAUCGAACGGAUUUGGAAGGCGUUUGCGCUGCCAGUUUAUUAAUUUAUACAUACCCUUUCCCUUCGCACACUUUUUUAGGCAUUAGUGUACUUAAUAGGAAAUAAAGAAUAUACCACAAUGGAUAAGCUUUUGGAGAAAUAUUACGGCUUAUGUAAUUAUUUGGAGCGCGAUACAGUGGGCACCGAAUUGGCCAUCUAUGGCACCUCGUCGCUGAUGCUUCUGGUGGCGUACAUAAAGAGGAAGCCCGCUUAUCUGGUGCGCCAAUUCAAACAGCCAUCACACAUACCGGAACGGAUUAUCAACGAGAGGAUUAUGCAUACUGGACAAAUACGCGGUCUCCAGCAACGUGAUCAGGAUACAUUGCUGAUGAUCAAGCAUCGUCCGCUGAUACCAAUCUUCACAUCCCGUGAGAAACUGCUGCCUGUGAAACUGCCUGGCGUGCGGGUCAAUGCCAAUGGCUACUCCUGGCUGCAGCAGUGCCUAAUUGGACGUGAGGCCACCUUUAUACCACUCAACAAGAGCCAAGGACAGGAUUAUGUUGUCUGCCAGCUGUGCCUGGUUCAUCCGCCCAAAGGAAAUAAAUUGAUCGAUGUUUCCGAAACUUUACUUAAGUUGCGCUUUGCCCGGUUUGCUCAGGAUGUUGCAGCGGCUGUUAAGCGUAAUAAUAAAUACUAUAAACAUCUGCGGCAGGUGGAGAGCAGCACAGCAAGCAAGGAGGCGUGGCUGUCGUGGGCGGCGCGCUAUCCGUUCAUCUGGCAACGUUUCAACCAAUUGAAGGCCUCGGUACUGCCCAAGCAAAAGCUGUUGCCCGAGCUGGUGCGCUGAAUAAUUGAAUGCCUUGCCGUUAACUCACAGUUUUUAAACGAAACGUUGAACGUUUGAAAAUCUUUGUUAAUUUAAUUUUUAAGCUGCCCAACAAAUUCAAAGAAAAUCCCAAUAUAGAAGAGAAAAAAUUAGCUAGCUUGUGCGGCUGAACUAUAAAUGAUAACGAACGAAAGCGAAAAGAAUUUUUUUUGUUAUAAACAAACACUAUUAUUGUUGACGCUUGCAUGAUA